This is a messenger RNA of Drosophila eugracilis, 759 nucleotides long. RefSeq lists its product as uncharacterized. Lineage: Eukaryota; Metazoa; Arthropoda; Insecta; Diptera; Drosophilidae. The transcript is spliced from 2 exons. The record is from RefSeq and is a predicted model, not a curated record. Bases 146 to 475 code for a protein of 109 amino acids.
ACAACUCGCAGUCUCCAUAACAAAAACAAAACUUAAGGGUGCCGCUAGAAAUCUAAUAGGAAACGAAACAACGAUUUCCGAGGUGAUCUCUAGACUAAAAAAAAACGUCAAGGCCGAAACUGUCGGAGUAUUGUCAGCAAAACUGAUGAACCUACAGCAACGCAAAAAAACUGCAAACCAAUACACACAAGAGGUUGAGCAGAUGGCGAAAGCCUUAGAAGGAGCAUACAUAUCAGACGGACUAUCACUAGAAUUGGGAAGGAAUUAUUCCACUCGGCAUGCCGUCAAGGCAAUGACUAAGAACUGCACAAUUGAUAAGCGUGGUGGAACCGCGGACGUGGAAACUUCAGAGGAAACUAUAGUAGUCGUAAUAAUAAUUACAACAGCUACAGCAGUUCCAACUAUUACAGUAAUGGACGAGGCCGAUAUAGAGGAAACAAAGAGGCCGUGGCAACUCGAAUCGAGGCCAAAAUAACAAUAAUACAAACAAUUCUGUGAGAAUUGCCAGAAUAAUUCGGUAAACUCUCACCCUUCAGAUACUCAACAGUAAACCACAAUGUUCACACCAUCAAUCUUAGUCUUAAUAUAUUUGUAAUCUUUACGAAUACAGAAACAAACAGAAAACUUGUAUUCUUAAUUGACACUGGUGCAGACAUAUCAAUUUUAAAAGAAAUUUCUGAUAUCCUUCGUGAUAUUCAAAAAGACAAAAAAAUAAACAUUCAAGGCAUAGGCCAAGAGCUAAUUCAAUCAAAAGGCUUA